CGUUGCUCCAACUGCCUUCGCCGCUGCAUCAUACCCAGAAGGUUGAAAUUUCGUGUCUGGUUUCUUAGCAUGGGAAAAAGUAAAGCUCCGUAAUCAAGUAUAUACAAAGAUUCGUGGAGUUCUCUGCGUCGUCUCUAUUGCAUCAGCUUCAUGUGCGUCGAACAGCAAAAUGGUCAUGUGCACGUGGAUGGUAAUCGAAUGAAGUCGAGGACGAGCGGAUCGCCCAGCGUCCGGGAUUCCGACUGUCGGAGUCAAAAGAGGCGAGAAUAUAUCGAGCUUAUCACCGAAGCUUUCCAGUGAUUACGGGAGCGGGUCGGUUUUCUCCCAGGCACUGCAAGAGCGGUUGAGAUAAGCUGUUGACCUCCAUUGUUCUGCAACAUGUUUGUCAUGUCCGAUUGUAAAACGCGGGCAUGGCCCGGCAUCGACGUUGCGUCACCUGCUAAUAUUACGGACGAUGAUAUAACCAGCAGUGAAUCACAAAACGUUCGCUCCGAGAAACCGCGCUCUGGGGAGUCUUGGAUGAGGAUGGCAGGGAAGAAAGAGAAGACUGACGGCCCGGCGGAGCUGAUUCAAUCUCUGCGCGGGGAGGGAAUGCCUGCAGUGGGUGAGGCGAUAGUUGCUUUCUUCAGUCAGCAAAAGCACGUAAAAAGACUCCCAGCACUCAAGGGUGAUCAUUUGAAGGGGUAGUCGACCUCGAAGCUUUCAAGAGUCCCUUUCUUUCUUCGUCAAACGAUGUACCAAACCGAGUUCAGAGAAGCUGGUAUCCCGUGUCAAGUGCGUGACAUCCACGUUAGGGAGUGGUUUAACGUAAUCGCCGAUCACACACAUUUUUCAACGACCGGCCAAGAUUGACUUCACCGUUUCUGACUGGUCGAGGGCCCAAACGCUGCGAAGGCAAUGAAGAAAGAUGAAUCUGCGCAGGUACAAAGCGUCUGCGAGACACACUGGGAGAAUUAAUGCCAUGUCAAUUGUCAGCUCCACUUACGUACAGGUCCAUGAAUCCUCACGUGUCAGCACGCCGAGACGCUGAAACUGAGGCGAACUCCAUGAUUCGCCCGUCGUAAAUCAAUGCUGCGAUCGUCACCUCGCUCAGAAAUCAAGUCCGAAUGAAGACGAGCGCCGCGGACGUGCAAGACGGGGACGAAAUUCGAGCUCGGCGCAUCAGCGACGACGCAAGCUUGGGAGCAACCAGCGUCGAAACCUCACUCACAGCAGGAAUCCAACCCGAGAGAAUGGCGCUGCACGUCACAGCAGCGCCGUGGGGCGUAAUCCUCCUCUUCCUGCUGGCACUGCUCUCAUUCAGCUCGCGAGUGGAGUGGCCGCCGAUCGCACCCACAGAAGGGCAAGACCCAUCGUCGUCGUCGCUGAAUGCGCUCUCGGGGUCGGGAUUGCGGAGCGCGGACGAUCAAGACGCGCAGCGAGGCGAGAGCGCGUUCGAUUUCGGGCGGCUAUGGAGGUCGAGCGGGUCGAGCGAGCCCGAGCUCCGGAGCGCGCUGGGCGACCCGGGAAUGCGGUCCGACAAGGUCAGGGUCGCGGCCGAGGCCUGGAACUUCUGCAACCGGGUCGGCAUGCAGACGGACUCCGCCCUCAGCCCCCGCUGGGCCGACUGCGCCGACCUCUCACCGUCCCUUUCCACCUCCGGAGAGCUGGCCGUCGAUGAUCCAGCGUUGCGGGAGGUGCUGUACAAAGUUUCAGACUUCGACAAUGAGCUGAAGACCGGGGACUCAUUUCCGCAGCACGAAGGAGAGGAGUUUCGGUCCGUCGACGACCCGGAUCUGUACGCGGUCGAGAAGGAGAAGUACCUCGCGUCGCUGUGUGCCGUCAACCAGCCGGUACCAUGGCACUUCUGGAUGAUUAUGCUCAAAAAUGGCAACUUCGAUCUGAAGUCCAAUCUUUGUCCCAUAGCGGGCUCUUCGGCUUCCAAUUAUUCAGUCUCGGACGCACGAGCUCAAUCUUACGUCAAGUCUCAGCCGGUGCGCCAGCUGCUGGAGAAGGAAGGUGGAUUCCCUUGCUUUGGACCUGGCUGUAUGAACCAACCUCUUCUCUAUCACAACUGGUCACAACUGGAAAUUAGAGGGGCCAUGGAUUCUGGUGACACGACAAAGAGUCGCAGUAGUCUAACCGGAUCGUUUUAUGGCACCUACGACCUGGAUUCAGAAGACUCGAUGGACAGUUCCUACUUCUCCGUCAGGUGGUAUAAAAAUGAGAGUCCUGGGAGUUGGACCUUUCACCAUGUUUUGAGAGUUUCAGACAAGUACCCAUGGCUGAUGCUGUAUCUGAGGGCCGAUGCCACGAGAGGUGGAUCUGGAGGAUAUCCAUGGGACACUCGGGGCAUGAUGCACACGGUUCCUAAAUCACCGGAUUUCAAGGUUGUAGUUAGUCUGGAUGUGAUCAGAGGAGGAGGUUCAAAAAGUCAAUUUUAUCUUCUGGACAUUGGAGGAUGCUGGAAGAACGAUGGCAAUCCGUGCAAUGGAGACCUUGCCACAGAUGUGACUCGUUACAGUGAGAUGAUAAUAAAUCCAGACAUUGACUCAUGGUGUGCCCCCGACAGCAUUGACCUUUGUCCUCCCUACCAUACCACCGCAGAGGGAGAGAAGAUCCAUCGCAACGACACUGCAAAGUUUCCCUACGAUGCCUACCAUCUGUACUGUGCACCAUACAAUGCACAGCAUGCAGAAAAGCCUUUCAGGGUGUGCGAUCGGUACAGCAAUCCGCAAGCGCAGGAGCUUCAGCAGCUGCUUCCUCACGCUGAGUGGGCUGUACAUGGCUAUCCGGCCAAGAAAGGAGAUGGAUGGGUUGGAGACGCAAGAAAGUGGGAGCUCGACGCAGGAGUACUCUCCAGCAGAUUGUAUUUCUACCAGGACCCUGGAACUCCAGCAGCCGUAAGAAUGUGGCCGUCUGUAGAUGUCGGUACCGAAGUCUACGUAAGCACGACUUCCGAGACGGCUGAAUGGACUGUGAGUGACUUCGACGUCCUGGUUCCAAAAUGAGGCCUUCUCAACACUACCUUAUCGACUCCAGAACAAGCUCUUUAUUGAUGCAGUGUACCCACUAGGCUGCCACUGAUUUGCCCGAAAUUCGAGCUGCAUGUCAAAUUUCUGAGCGAAUACUUUCGAACUCAGAGGCCGGUUUGUUGCGAAGCUCUUCUGUCCAUGGUCUCAGCCUAUCAUGGGUGGCCAUGUGAUAUCAGAUUAAGUACACUUUCGGUAGGCGUCAAGAAGAGUGUUGUGAUGGGCACCCUCAAUGUGCUGAGCAAGAACAAGUGUUCUUACUGUGUUGCAUCUUGCCGUAAUCUUUAGGCAGUAUAGUUAUGCGUGCGCAAAGCACAAGGAUCAGAAGGAUCACAGUGAUGAGGGCCAGAAUAUAUAUUUCACUAUCAAGGAUGGAACCUGCUCGAAACAAGCAAGUUUGAAACUUCUUGUACGAACCAUUCCGCGUUAUCAAUGUGACGAGUACCUCUCAGCACAUGUCUGCUGCAAUGGUUUGCUAGAGGAGAUGGGAUUCUAGGGCAAGAGAGCACAUUUUCGAGAAGAAUAAACUUUCAGUGUGCGGUAGGUUCAAGUAUUUCUCGACACAGCGAAGUCUAACGAUGAAGCUUUGUUAUUUAAUCCCUUGUUGGUACUUGUUAGGAUUUAUUUAUCGAAGUUUGGUGUCCGCACAUGCAGGUACCAGGUGCUUUAUAGUAAUAUACAACUGAAAAUUAUGAAGCUCAACAACAUCUGAACUUUCCAACACACCUUCAUUAGACAAUAUACGAACUAUUUGCUUGCUAUCAACCCAACAUGUAGUCGCUCGGGGCAGGCUGGAGUAUUUUCAAAAGCUUAUCUGCACAAUCCCAUCAGCGAAAUGGUUUCUUAAUAGUGUACACGAUUAUUUC
Molecule: messenger RNA, 3877 nt
Organism: Marchantia polymorpha subsp. ruderalis
Lineage: Eukaryota; Viridiplantae; Streptophyta; Marchantiopsida; Marchantiales; Marchantiaceae
Source: the annotation of a GenBank genome assembly